Molecule: messenger RNA, 1134 nt
Organism: Impatiens glandulifera
Lineage: Eukaryota; Viridiplantae; Streptophyta; Magnoliopsida; Ericales; Balsaminaceae
Product: nucleolar protein dao-5-like
Exons: 8
Coding region: 1-1134 (377 amino acids)
Source: RefSeq, a predicted model, not a curated record
AUGGCUGAAUCACGCCCAACCAUUAUUGUUACAAGGGCAAGAGGAAAUUACAAGGCAACUCCUAUGGAUAUGGAGAACCUCCCGUCUGGAGCCUCUAACUGUAACAUGUCUGGACAAGAAAAGUACAAGUCUAGAGCCUCUAAUAAAGGGAGAACAGGUCAGGAAAUCAAAGAGGGUGUCUCUCUGGUUGCAAUCAAGAACCUAUCCAAUUCCAAACUAAAACCGGAUGCAGAUGAAGAUGAUGAUGAGGAAGAUGAAGAACUUGUGCCCACACUCAUUCCUCGUGUUGCUACGGUAAAGGCUGCAAAACCCUUUGCAACCAAGGCUAAAACUACUGCCAAGCCUGAAACAUCUUCCAAGCAAAAGGAUAUGGAGGGUGAUUCUGAUGACUCAGAUGAUGAUAAAGAUGACUCAGAUGAUGAAGAGGAAACCCCAACUACCAAGAAGCCUAUUAUUGAUAAGAAGAGAGCCAAUGAUUCAGCUUCAAAGACUCUGUUCAAGCUAAGGCUGAUACCCCUCAAAAGAAAGAUAGCUCAUGUAGCUACUCCUCAUCCUGUAAAGCAAGCAGGAAAAACUCAAGCAGAAAAGAGAACCGGAGACGUCUUCCAGCCCAUUCCCAUCAACACCGUUCGUCCCAUCAAUGUUGACUCUCCAUCACCAAGGCAAACCGAACCCUCGAGGAGCCACGAAACCGAGUCAGCAUCAAAGGAGGAAGUAGAGGUUAGUAUUCACUCUGAAAACUCCAAGUCCCCCAACAAGAACAUCGACGAGAUCAUGGCUGACGUAGGUUUAAAUACCUCGGAAGUCAUUGUGGGCGUAUUCCAAAACAUUGCUAAGGAAACCGAAGAUGAUGUGUCAAGUCGUCUUAAUCCAGCUGAUCAGGAGGGCAAUACUGAAGAAAAGGAACCAUCCGGUUCAGCGGGGAACAAGUCCAUUCCAAUCGACACAACGAUCCAAUCGGCCCAAGAUGGGCCAGCUGAUUCAAAAAUCAUACCUGAAGGACGAGUUCAGGUUAACAAGGGCAAAGAAGUUUUAAUCGAAGAUUCCGCGGUAAAAGGAAAAGGUGUUCUGCAAACCGGCUCCCAACCUGAAAUUAUAACCGAGGCCGAGGUCGUCAUUUCCGCAGAGGAAUAG